AUGGCCAGUUCGUCCUCUUCGUCCAGCUCGUCGGUCGAGGCGCCGUCGUCCUCGAGUUCGCCUCAACCUGCCCACCCCCCGCAAAGCGCCUUUGAACGAUGGAGGAGAAAAGCUAUGCUCGUCACCGGUCUUGGUGUGACUGAAGAAGAGCGCCUGAGGGAUUUGCAGGAAACGCAUAUUGGGUGGUGCGAGAAAGAUAAGGAGUUCAUGUUGAAUUAUAGUCCACCGGUAGUCUUCAUGAUGAAGCAACUUAAACUCGCUGGUUGCGAUGUACCACGACAGAAUAUUCUCUGUGCACCCUGCGACCGGACGCGCUCUGGUGGCUUUGAAAAUAAGCGUGGAGUUGUUGUUCUCUGUGCUGGAAACUUUUUCAGUCAGAAGCAUAUGGAAAACACGCUCGUACACGAGAUGAUGCACAUGUUCGAUCAGUGCAGGUUCAAAGUCGACUGGAGUAACCUCCGGCAUCAUGCCUGCAGUGAGAUUCGAGCGAACAAUCUAAGUGGUGAUUGCAGAUACACACGGGAGUUACGACGAGGAUUCUUCGCAUUUUCGAAGCAGCACCAGGCGUGUGUUCGCCGUCGAGCUAUCGAGUCAGUCAAGGCGAAUCCAGCGUGCCCCAACGAGGCGGCGGCCGAGAAAGCGGUGAAUGAGGUUUGGGAUAGCUGCUUCAAUGAUACAAGACCCUUUGACGAGAUCUAUUAACCGGGUCUCACGGAGAAGAAUGGAAGGUACACUUGAUACAGUUUCGCGGAGGCUGGCUCUCUAGAAAGCACCUAGGACGUAGGGACUGUACUGGGCUUAUUUAGAUUCCAAAAACUAUGGUUAGA
Molecule: messenger RNA, 827 nt
Organism: Coprinopsis cinerea okayama7#130
Lineage: Eukaryota; Fungi; Basidiomycota; Agaricomycetes; Agaricales; Psathyrellaceae
Product: metalloprotease ATP23
Exons: 5
Coding region: 1-702 (233 amino acids)
Biological process (GO): mitochondrial protein processing; mitochondrial proton-transporting ATP synthase complex assembly
Cellular component (GO): extrinsic component of mitochondrial inner membrane
Molecular function (GO): metalloendopeptidase activity
Source: RefSeq, a predicted model, not a curated record